Molecule: messenger RNA, 2979 nt
Organism: Polyodon spathula (Mississippi paddlefish)
Lineage: Eukaryota; Metazoa; Chordata; Actinopteri; Acipenseriformes; Polyodontidae
Product: LIM/homeobox protein Lhx9-like
Exons: 5
Coding region: 445-1635 (396 amino acids)
Biological process (GO): regulation of transcription by RNA polymerase II; neuron differentiation
Cellular component (GO): nucleus
Molecular function (GO): RNA polymerase II transcription regulatory region sequence-specific DNA binding; DNA-binding transcription factor activity, RNA polymerase II-specific
Source: RefSeq, a predicted model, not a curated record
UAUGACAGGUCUUUGUUGCUGAACAGAAAUCAGUGGCAAUUCAGUGAAGGAGAACUCCUCCUACCCAAUUAUCCAAACUGGGCAGGCUUUUACUCCCUUCACAAAUAGAACAGAGCGCUGAAAUCCAGGCAGUUCCAACCUGACCUUCAAGCACUUGGAACCCCUAAACGAAAUCAGGGACUGCAGAAAAAUACCGACCCGUAUUAUUAGUGUUUGUUCCACGAUUGUUUAGUUGGUUGCCUUAUUAUCUGGACUACACUUUUGUGCAAGCGCAUUACCAAAAGUGGGCAGCAAUCUCUAUGCCGCGAGUUUGUUUUUGUUCUUUGCAUUUUUUGUUAACAGUUUUAAGUUGUACUCAUACUUGCAAAAGUAAAAGUAAGCAUCUGUGUGUAUAUCUCUUGCUGUAGAUAUUUUUGGAUGAUCGUCUAAUACUCUUGGGUGUAUAUGGAAGUUGUGGGGUGCAGGGCAGAAGAAAACACUUGCACAUUCCGUCCAUCAGCCAUGCUUUUCCAUGGAAUCUCCGGGGAUCAUAUCCAAGGAAUCAUGGAGGAGAUGGAAAGGAGAUCUAAAUCAGAAUCUCGCCUGGUCAAGGGGGUCCAAAUGAACGUAAGGGAAACGAGUAUGCCCGCUAUGAGUCCGGAGAAGCCUGCCUUGUGCGCUGGUUGUGGCGGUAAAAUCUCUGACAGAUAUUAUUUACUGGCGGUGGAUAAGCAGUGGCACCUUAGGUGCCUGAAGUGCUGUGAAUGUAAACUAGCCCUUGAAUCUGAACUCACCUGUUUCGCAAAGGAUGGCAGCAUUUACUGCAAAGAGGAUUACUACAGGUUCUCCGUGCAGAGAUGUGCCCGCUGCCACCUUGGGAUCUCGGCCUCGGAAAUGGUGAUGCGCGCUCGGGACUCGGUGUACCACUUGAGCUGCUUUACUUGUACCACGUGCAACAAGACGCUGACCACGGGAGACCACUUUGGAAUGAAAGAAAACCUGGUGUACUGCAGGGUCCACUUCGAGACCCUUCUGCAAGGAGAAUACCACCCACAGUUAAACUACACUGAAUUAGCUGCCAAAGGAGGGGGGUUGGCACUGCCUUACUUUAACAGCACUGGCACGGUGCAGAAAGGGAGGCCAAGGAAGAGAAAGAGUCCGGCAAUGAGAGUAGACAUAGCCAAUUACAAUCCAGGUUGUAAUGAAAAUGAGGCUGAUCACUUGGACAGAGACCAGCAACCUUACCCCUCCUCCCAGAAGUCCAAGCGCAUGCGCACAUCUUUCAAGCACAACCAGCUCCGUACUAUGAAGUCAUAUUUUGCCAUCAACCACAACCCUGACGCUAAAGACUUGAAACAACUGGCCCAGAAAACUGGGCUAACCAAAAGAGUUCUCCAGGUUUGGUUCCAAAACGCAAGAGCCAAAUUCAGAAGGAACGUUUUGCGACAGGAGAAUGGGGGUGUUGAUAAAGCUGAUGGCACUUCACUACCACCUCCACCCUCGUCAGACAGCGGCGCAUUAACUCCACCCAGCACUGCAACCACUUUAACAGACCUGACCAAUCCCACAAUCACUGUAGUGACUUCAGUGACCUCUAGUCUGGACAGCCACGAAUCCGGGAGCCCCUCACAAACUACCUUAACAAACCUAUUCUAACAGUUUACAAGACAUUAUAAAUGACCAGACAGAUCGUGGGAGAACAAACAAACAAACAAACAAACAAACAAACGAAAAUCUUGAUGUGUAGCAUUUGCAACCACUUGGCAGCUGAGUUUCUAGCUAAUGUGUUCAAAACUUUUUAUUUUGCAUUGAGGAAUUUCACCAUUCUAGGCAGUUGUUUAAAGUAAUCAUGAGUUUAUUUAUUCCAAUUUUAAAAAUCCUGCUGCAGCACAAAAGUACAUGUUUUAUUUAUUGUUUUAAUUUUUUUUAUGAACACAAAUAACACGAAUUGACAGAUAUUAAUAUAUAAUUUUUUUCAUACCCCACAUUAAAUCCCAUCAUUAUGUGCUAGAUUUGUCAUAACUUAAUCAUUUCCUUUAUGGAAAUAAGUAAAAUAUGUAUUUGUGAAAUGUUUAGCAAACUUUCAAAAUUAACUUAAGGAGAGAUUUUUUUUUAUUUAUUUUUUUCCUCUUAUAUUGAGUUUCAUUGGAUUGUAAAAAAAUGUAAAAUCAGCAAAAUAGAACCUUUAAAACUAUUGUAUGGUAAAUACUGCCUACGUAUUUAUGUAAAAUAAUAACAUAUUGUAAAAGGUAGCAAUAGAUCAUUGUGAAGUACAAAGUUGUACACAGUAUUUUCAGUUAAUAGAUAUGCUGCAAAUAACAAAAGUCCUGAAAAUCUAAAAUGACAAUAUUCCUGAACUCAAAAGCCAGGUGGAUGCUGACCUCAAUCUAUGUUUUGUUUUGUCAUACUCCAGUUUACUGUAGCGGGAAGCUAACAGGAUUAUUGAGAUCUGUACAGUGGUAAUUGUUCAUCUGGUAAUCUUGAUACAUUGUAUGAGAUGUGUCAAAUUCCAAUACUGAAAAAAUCUGGACCUCCAUUUUUUAUUGUUUUAAACUAAAAUCAGACAAAGGGGAGUGGUAUUCUUAGUUGAUUGUUCUAGCACUUUUACCAAUUCAGGCCUCAGUGCCUAAAUACAAUGGUAAUGUGGUGCAACCUCAUUACAGAUUUCCAGUACAUGUUGUCGAAGUGUAAUUGAACAUUGACAACACUGCCCAAUACAAAAUGCAUUAUUAUUAGAUAUGUUGCUCAGGGUGUUAGAAACUUACUGUUGUAAAAAAAGGAUCUAGAACUGAAAAGACACUAUGAACCCAUUCUCACAUGUCAAUUGAAAUUGAAAUAAGCCAGUGGAAUAAUAUCAUUCACGCCCUCUUAACUUUAUCAAAAACACAUUUUCAUUUCAUUACGGACAUUUGCCACUGAACAGACCAAAAACAUGUUUCUUCUGGCUGAAAGCUAAAGAAAACUAUUGCUUGUUUAAAGACUUUUUUUUUUUUUUUUUUU